Molecule: messenger RNA, 543 nt
Organism: Arabidopsis thaliana (thale cress)
Lineage: Eukaryota; Viridiplantae; Streptophyta; Magnoliopsida; Brassicales; Brassicaceae
Product: FBD-like domain family protein
Exons: 3
Coding region: 37-543 (168 amino acids)
Source: RefSeq, marked reviewed
ACAGAUAGAGAUAGCUACUCCUACGAUUUUAAAGAUAUGCCUAAGUUAGGGGAGGCGGAUAUCGAAACGACAUACCCCGAUAUCAACAAGUUUGUAACAUCAAUCACAUCUGUCAACCGGCUUUCAUUAUGUGUAAGAGUCAACUCUGCGGAAGAGCUUGAGAAUCUGAAGCUUUGUCCAUGUGAUGCAAAUUGGUCAAAGUUACUUGUCCGUUUUCUCGAAAAUUCGCAUAAUUUACUAGAGCUAGAGAUCGAUCUGAACGAUGAUCAUAUAGAUAGUUGUGUGGUCGAUCCACUGGUUUGCUUGGAGAAUCAGUUGAACUAUGUUCCUGAAUGUUUGAGGUCGAAUCUCGAAACUAAGUGGACAGGGAUGCAUGGAUCACAGAAAGAGAUAGAUAUGCUUAAAUAUAUUUUGAGAAAUGCUUGUUGCUUAAAGACUGCGACAAUCUUGUUUAAGUCUACUCCAGAUACAGAGGAUAAACAUAAGACGAUGAUCCAGGAGUUGUUACUUUCUUCAACAACAUGCCAACUCGUAUUUGAUUGA